Molecule: messenger RNA, 1737 nt
Organism: Penicillium malachiteum
Lineage: Eukaryota; Fungi; Ascomycota; Eurotiomycetes; Eurotiales; Aspergillaceae
Gene: prnC
Product: delta-1-pyrroline-5-carboxylate dehydrogenase prnC
Exons: 4
Coding region: 1-1737 (578 amino acids)
Cellular component (GO): mitochondrial matrix
Molecular function (GO): L-glutamate gamma-semialdehyde dehydrogenase (NAD+) activity
Source: RefSeq, a predicted model, not a curated record
AUGCAGUCGACUAUUCUGCGCUCUAGAGUGCCCUUGUCGCGGUGGCAGAAGCUCGCAUGCCGCGUCCCAAGCUCCAACUCGCGUGCCCUCAACACUUACGCCGCAUUCAAGGUCCCUCAGAUCAACAAUGAGCCCAACAAACACUACACCCCAGGAUCCCCAGACCGCAAAGCUCUCGAAGAUGCGUUGGCCUCAUACAAGCAGAAGGCUCCUUUAGCUGUUCCUCUCGUGGUGGCUGGAAAAGAGAUCAAACCCUCUCAAUUGUUGACCCAGAGUAACCCUGCUUCUCAUGCGCCUCUUGCGACCUACUCGAAUGCUUCUAAGGCCGAUAUCGAAGAUGCCAUUGCUGCAGCUCUUGUUGCCCGCAAGUCCUGGGCUGCUACUCCUUUCGCGGAGCGUGCUAGUAUCUUUCUCAAGGCCGCUGAUCUGAUCUCAACCAAAUACCGCUACGAUAUCAUGGCUUUGACAAUGCACGGCCAGGGAAAGAAUGCUUGGCAAGCAGAAAUCGACUCGGCUGCCGAGCUCAUUGACUUCUUCCGCUUUGGCGUCAAGUAUGCCGAGGAGCUCUACUCUCAGCAGCCGGCUCACCACUCACCAGGUGUUUGGAACCGUCUCGAGUACCGUCCUCUGGAAGGUUUCGUCUACGCUGUUAGCCCCUUCAACUUCACUGCGAUCGGUGGCAACUUGGCUGGCGCGCCCGCUUUGAUGGGUAAUGUGGUACUUUGGAAGCCUUCAGCCUCGGCCAUUGCUUCGAACUGGCUUGUGCAUCAGAUUCUUCUGGAGGCUGGCCUGCCUAAGGAUGUCAUUCAGUUUGUGCCUGGUGAUGCCGAGGAAGUCACCAGCACUGUUCUCAACCACCCCGAAUUUGCCGCUCUACACUUCACAGGCAGCACUGAUGUCUUCCGAUCGCUGUAUGGCAAGAUCUCGCAGGGUGUGGCGGAUGGCAAAUACCGCAGCUACCCCCGUAUUGUGGGCGAGACUGGUGGCAAGAACUUCCACUUGGUCCACAAGUCGGCUGAUGUGCGCAAUGCUGUAGUCCAGACCGUCCGUGGUGCUUUCGAGUUCCAGGGCCAGAAGUGCAGCGCCACUUCCCGUGCGUAUGUCGCUUCUUCUAUCGCUGAUGAGUUUGCGAAGCAGUUGGCAGAGGAGGUCAACCAACUUACAGUUGGUGAGCCAACCGAGUUUACCAACUUCUGUGGCCCAGUAAUCCACGAGGCAUCUUUCAACAAGCUCUCCGGUGUUAUUGACGAGGCCAAGAAUGACCCUGAGCUUGAGCUCUUGGCUGGAGGCUCUUACGAUAGCUCCAAGGGCUGGUACAUUCAGCCAACUGUUUACCGUACCUCCAACCCUGAUCACCCUCUGCUCUCUCGCGAGCUGUUCGGUCCUAUCAUCGUUAUCUACUCCUACAACGAUGCCACCGAGGCUGACUUCGUGAAGAUCUGUGAGAAGAUCGAUAGCACUGGUACCUACGGUUUGACCGGUUCCGUGUUCGCGCGUGACCGUGAAGCCGUCCAGAUUGCCGAUGAAGCUCUGCGCAACGCAGCUGGCAACUUCUACAUCAACUGCAAGAGCACCGGUGCCGUUGUUGGUCAGCAGCCAUUCGGCGGUGCUCGUGCUAGCGGUACCAACGACAAGGCCGGUAGCGCUAACCUGUUGUCUCGCUUUGUGAGCUUGCGCUCGGUCAAGGAGGAGUUCAUUCCUACCUACACUGUGGCUUACCCCAGCAACGCCAACUAA